AUAUUCUUAUAUACCUGGCAACCUCAGUUUUGUGGCGUCCUCCUCAUUUACUCAUACUUCCUAAGAAUUCUCCUUCGAGCCCCCUCCGUUUGUUCGUCACGCGGGGAAGAUCUGCCGCGAUCGAUAAAGUACCAUCUUAUCUCUCCUUCCCCCACGUACUCCGUACUGUACGGAGUAUCCGCCUCCCCCUUCGACUCAACUACACUGCACUGCCAACUCAUGGCUUUUCGUUUACCUCCUCAAGUUCCCCGCCGUCGUCCCUCAUAUUCGCAUUCCCUACCAUCUCCAGCCCUUGAUAUCCCUUCGCCUCUUUCGCAGCUACCGGAGCACGAAUCGACAGAAUGGGUGCUCUUCUCUCCAACUCAACAACCCUCCACUAUCGCCCGCACCCAUACUACGUCCACUGAUCGCACGCCACGAACAUAUGCCCGCUUGAGUGAUUUCGGCUCUUUUGGCACGGCAACGCGAUCGGCCGUGGGUCCGGAAAGUGAGGAGGAAGAAGACGCCCUCGAUGAGCCCCUGGACGAUGACGGCACCGAGCUAGAUAGUCUAGAUGAUGGGCUCCAUGCCUUUCGGGCGCCAUCAUUAGUACACGACGACCCCGGGGCACCUGUCACACUGCCCGCUCAUGACGGACUAGGUAGCUUCCAAGCCUCCAGCGAGACAGUACAACAUCAACUGUGGCAACACGAGCAAUUUAACCCUCAUCGAAGACCCGACUUGCAGCCACGGCGGCGUUCAAGCGUACAACGUCAGCUAGAUUCGAUCACACGCGACGAAGAAGCAGAUGUGGAGCGGGAGCGGUGGCAACGUAUUGAGAAAUGGCGGAUGGAACAAAGUCGGGCACUUUUGAACGAGAUCGAGAAGGCCACUCGAAGACGCCGUGAUAGCCGUGCUAGUCGGUCCAGUGAACAAGUUGAACAACCGAUUCCGCCUGCCGAGUCUUUCGAGGUGUUUCAGACUCCUGCAUCUUCUUCGACAGCAGAACAGGAAACUGACAACGAUGAAUCUCUAUGGAAACGCAUCACCCGCAAGGUAAUUCAAGAUCUGAUCGGGAUCGAUGAUUCCUUGCUUUCUGUCCUUUUCGGGGAGUCGUUGCCAUGUACCGAAGACGGAGAGAUGCACACAUCAGCGCGGUCGAAUAGUGAUUUUGACUUCAAUGAGGCGAUAAACCAGAAACUGGAUUCCGCGUCGGACCAAAGCCCGCCAUGGAAGAACAAGCUCCUGCAGCGCAUUGCGCGCGAAUUAGGUAUACUUGUCCACCAGCUCUGUGAGCAUCCCGGUGCAUUCACAACCUAUCUCAACCUAUCCCAUGAUAUCCCCAAUCAAUAUGCUGGCAUUCCCCUUGAACGCCUCCCCGAAGAAGACAAUCAGUUAUCUGCCUUAGCUGAGCCUGCGACUAUGAUUGAGUCAACAAACAAUGCGGAAUCAACCUUGUCGCCUCAGUUCACCCCCACUUUGCAGGUUCCUGAUAGCCGAGAGCACGCGGCUCUAUGGGGUAUUGAAGACGAUGACGAUUUGGUCCGUGGUAGCAGCGGCUCGGCAGGCGAUCCAUUGUCUGAAUCGGCACGUAUUCAACAGGAAAGGGAAUAUUGGGAGCGGGAGUUAGACGUGUCGGUGGUCUUCCGCUACCUACGUAAUCGCUUCAGCCAGAGACCUAAUGCUACCGACUCGUUCCAUAACACGUCGCACCGUCCUACGCAGGAUGCCUCUCGCCGCGCCGCAAUUAUCCGUCAACAUCAUCCUCUUGUUGCGCGCGCACACGCUCGCUCCCAAGCACAGAUCCGACGCCAGUCCCAAUACUCUUCCCAUCAUUCAGGACCGACCGGGGUCUCGUCACCCGUCCUCCGCCAACGAUUCCGUCGACCUAGCUCCAGCUGUGCAAGUCAAAGCGCAAAGAUGUCUGCUAUCUCCAGCCGUCGGACAAUGACGGGCUCCAGUCGAAACUACUGGGAUAUUGGAGGGAGCAUUGACAGCGGAAGUGCGGUUGCACCCGUUGCCGCUGGGGUUGGAGCUUGGGGAGACGUGUGAUCGGGUCCCUGAGUGUGUAGUUUCUGAGUUGCACAUCACAUACUGCAUGCUGGCCAUCGAACGUAUUACUAUUAUUGUCUCAGACCGGGAGUCUUGGCUACUAUUCUUGGGUUUUCACAUACCAGCACAACUUUCUGGACUAUUGUCGUCUCAGUCACGAGUACAUAUCUAGCUAUUUUUCUUCUUGGGAUCAUCUCAUCUAUUCUUCCUAUUUUUCCAAU
This is a messenger RNA of Aspergillus fijiensis CBS 313.89, 2252 nucleotides long. RefSeq lists its product as uncharacterized. Bases 220 to 2031 code for a protein of 603 amino acids. NCBI's taxonomy places the organism in Eukaryota, Fungi, Ascomycota, Eurotiomycetes, Eurotiales, Aspergillaceae. The transcript has a single exon. The record is from RefSeq and is a predicted model, not a curated record.